Anoplopoma fimbria (sablefish) is the source of this 3950-nucleotide messenger RNA. RefSeq names its product integrator complex subunit 6 like (gene ints6l). Bases 90 to 2825 code for a protein of 911 amino acids. The transcript is spliced from 18 exons. Gene Ontology annotation, cellular component: integrator complex. The record is from RefSeq and is a predicted model, not a curated record. Gene Ontology annotation, biological process: snRNA 3'-end processing. NCBI's taxonomy places the organism in Eukaryota, Metazoa, Chordata, Actinopteri, Perciformes, Anoplopomatidae.
GGGAGAGAGCAGAGGCGACGGGCCUCUUCUGGAGGGGGGCUUAUUAUAUCAAAUAUACACACACUGUCCGGCCGCACGAUACAGGUCACAUGUGGAUAACAGUAAUUUUAGAAAAGCAUACAGCAGCUACAAUGCCUAUCCUACUUUUCCUGUUAGACACGUCCGCCUCUAUGAAUCAGCGCACUUAUUUGGGCACGACGUAUCUGGACGUCGCUAAAGGCGCGGUUGAGGUCUUUAUGAAGCUGCGUGCCCGAGACCCGGCUAGUAGAGGCGACAGGUACAUGCUCGUUACGUUCGAUGAGCCGCCGUACGGAGUGAAGGCAGGCUGGAAGGAGAACCACGCAACCUUCAUGUGCGAGCUGAAGAACCUGCAGGCGUCCGGGCUGACCACGUUAGGUCACGCUCUCCGCACCGCCUUCGACCUGCUCAACCUCAACCGCCUCGUCUCAGGCAUCGACAACUACGGACAGGGCCGUAACCCCUUCUUCCUGGAGCCAUCUGUGAUCAUCACUAUCACCGAUGGGAACAAGCUAACACACAGCUCUGGGGUGCCAGACGAGCUGCACCUGCCUCUGAACUCUCCACUGGCGGGCAGUGAGCUGACCAAGGAGCCCUUUCGCUGGGACCAGCGUCUGUUUGCGUUGGUGCUGAGGCUGCCAGGAGCAUCCACGCCAGACACAGAGCAGCUCGGGAGCGUCCCCACGGACGAGUCUGCCAUCACACAGAUGUGUGAAGUCACUGGAGGGCGAUCAUACUGUGUGCGGACACAGAGGAUGUUGAAUCAGUGUCUGGAGUCUCUGGUCCAAAAGGUUCAAAGUGGUGUUGUCAUUAAUUUUGAGAAGACGGGGCCAGAUCCGCCUCUGGUUGGGGACGAAAACUCAGUUGAGUCAAGUCGUCCUGUGUCAUCCUUCAGCACACAGCCGUGGCACAGCUGCCACAAACUCAUCUACGUGCGACCAAACCCAAAGACGGGGGUUCCAGUUGGGCAUUGGCCCAUUCCAGAGUCCUUCUGGCCGGACCAGAAUUCUCCUACCCUGCCGCCUCGCUCUGCACAUCCCGUGGUGCGUUUCUCCUGUGUGGACUGUGAGCCAAUGGUGAUCGACAAGCUCCCCUUUGACAAGUAUGAACUGGAGCCAUCUCCACUCACACAGUACAUCUUGGAAAGGAAGUCUCCACACAUGUGCUGGCAGGUGUUUGUUAACAGCAGCGGGAAGCAAAAUGACCUUGGGCAGCCAUUUGGCUACCUUAAAGCCAGCACCACUCUGACCUGUGUCAACCUGUUCGUCAUGCCUUACAACUACCCAGUGCUUCUUCCACUCCUCGAUGAUCUGUUUAAAGUGCACAAACUAAAACCAAACAUCAAGUGGCGACAGGCCUUUGAGAUGUACCUGAAGACAAUGCCUCCGUACUUCUUCUUGCCCUUAAAAAAGGCGUUGAGGAUGAUGGGUGCCCCUAAUCUUAUUGCAGACACCCUGGACUGUGGCCUGAGUUACAGCGUCAUCUCUCACCUGAAGAAGCUCAGCCAGCAGGCAAAGAUGGAAUCAGAUCGUCUUAUCGUGUCUGUGGGGAAGAAGGCUCCACAAGAACCUGGCAUAAAGGUGAAGAACCACUCCAACUCUCUGUCUCUGGCCCACCGGCAGGACUUUAAGCAACUGCUGCAGGGAAUCACCGGGGAGGGGCCCCUUCGCCUGGUGGACAUGAACUUCAAAGAGUUUGCUGGCUUCCAGAUCGCCCUGCUCAACAAGGAUCUGAAACCUCAGUCUUAUCGAAAUGCCUACGACAUCCCAAGACGGAACCUUCUGGAUCAACUCACCAGGAUGCGCUCCAAUUUGCUGCGGACGUCGCAAAAACUGAUCCGAGGGCAAGACGAAGACUAUCUACACAGUAUCCCAGUGGCUCAGAUGGGAAACUAUCAAGAAUACCUAAAAAUGAUGCCGUCUCCUCUGAGAGAGAUCGACCCUGACCAACCGAAACGCCUGCACACGUUUGGGAAUCCUUUCAAGCAGGAUAAGAAGGGGAUGAUGAUCGAUGAGGCAGAUGAGUUCGUAGCAGGCCCUCAAAACAAGAAAAGAGGAAAUUCCAACGACGCCAACUCGAACACUACUAUGAAGAGAAGGCGGAGCAUGUCCCCGUUACUGCGGCGGCCACAGACUCCACCUGCGGGCACCAACCAUGUGGUGGCAGGAAAGACUCCUUUAGGGGUUCAAGGGCAGCAGAACCUCCUCAAACCCAUCCCACAGCACAAAGGAGUAGAUGGCAACAACGUGGCGGUCGCUGAGAGUAACGGCGACGCUGUUCUUGAGCCUGAGUCGGAGGAGAUCUGGCCCGCUGAGAUCGACACUGUAGCAGAGAGUCCACCUCCACUGAGCCUAGAGGAGAAGGCUGGGCCGGGGGAGGCAGAUCUGGGAGAGGACAUCGACAUGACGGAGGACAGCGUGGUGGAAGAUAGUCUCGAUGAGCAGACGCCGGAGGAGGAACACAACUGUGACCGACUGAGUCCACAGAGCCAGCUAGAGGACCCUGACGCAGAUCCUGCGAUGCUUGAGACCAUAUUCAUAGCCCCGCUAGAUGGGUGCCAAGCGGAGCUGAGGAGUCAGAUCAUCAAGGAGGUCCGCAAACCUGGGCGAAAUUAUGACGCAAUACUCGGUCUACUGCAGCAGGUGAAAGGUCCAUUUAAUGUUCAAAGGUACUUCAUCCAGCAUGCAAUCAAAGAGGCUGUCAGGUUCAAGAAGCGAGUACUGAUCCAGCAGCUGGAGACGUCCCUUGCCGAGUUGGAGGCGAAGCAGGCAACAUCCUCACAGCUUCCCAAUGACCAUGGAAGUUAGUAUUAAAGACUUGUUUUGUUACUAGAAAUGGGAAUGAAGCUCCUAUUUUAUGGACUGUUGGACUAAACACCAUUAAAAAAAAAAGAAAAAAGAGACGUCCUUGUAGACUAGCCUCAAAAGGAUCAAUUGAGGAGGAACUGGACGGGGGGCGGGGGAGGAGAAAUGCACUGAUGGCAGACACUCCCACUGUCCCUGUGCUGUUACAUCACAUCCUGUUAGAGGCGGAGGGUGAGGGGUUCAUCUGGAGGAGGGGCCUUCAGGACGGAUCCACUGAGGAUGAGGAAAGUAUGAAGAAUAAUCCUCUUCAUAUUGACAGAUGCCUUAUACAACCUUAUGGCUCUUGUCUGUACGGCACAUUGUUCAGCAGACACACACACACACACACACACACACACACACACACACACACACACACACACACACUCCGUUAGACAGAUACACAAUAUGCCGUGCGUAUGUGAUGAACAGGCACAUUCCUGUUAUUGUUAUUCUUCAAGAGCAGACCUUUCUUCAGCUGGUCUGAAAAGUGUUUGGAAGACUGCAACCUUUUUUCCUAGGAGUCCUAAAAUGUCAUGUGUGUGUAUAUAUGAAAUCCAGUCAAUUCAAUAACUGACUAUAUGACCAGAUAUCACUCAAGCAUAAUUACCAGUGUUUUGGACUGGACUGGAUAUGGACUCAUCAUAUCCAUGAAAUACUAAUAUCCUCUUACCUGCCAUUACAGCAAUAGAACAUGAGUUCAGUGAAUGCAGCUGUUGGUAUCCAUCCAGAGUUUACUCCUCAAAGCCAACACACACAGAGUCCAGUAUAUCGUUCUCCACAAACACUCCAUUGAUUCCCACAGUUACAACUUUAUUCGUAGGAAUUUCUGCAUCUGUCCGGGCUCAGUCGACGGUCACCUGUUCUGGAUUUUAACAGCUGGUAAUCUGCCCUCUGUUGCUUUUUUACAAAAACGUUAGCGCUCCUCCUUUUGUUUUUUUUAUGACAGAUGUACACUACUUUUUAAUGUUCAUAAGGAAUAUAGAUUAUUUUUAUGAAUUUAUUUCAGAGUAUAAGAAAUAUUUUGAAUGAAAUGUUUUAAGACAAUUUUGUAAACUGUUAAAUACAUAUAUAAAACUGAAAGUUUUA